Hipposideros armiger (great roundleaf bat) is the source of this 3435-nucleotide messenger RNA. RefSeq names its product RAB guanine nucleotide exchange factor 1 (gene RABGEF1). The transcript is spliced from 8 exons. The record is from RefSeq and is a predicted model, not a curated record. Gene Ontology annotation, cellular component: cytosol; endocytic vesicle. NCBI's taxonomy places the organism in Eukaryota, Metazoa, Chordata, Mammalia, Chiroptera, Hipposideridae. Gene Ontology annotation, molecular function: small GTPase binding; zinc ion binding; DNA binding. Gene Ontology annotation, biological process: vesicle-mediated transport. Bases 12 to 1490 code for a protein of 492 amino acids.
GCAGGAAGAAGAUGAGCCUUAAGUCUGAACGCCGAGGAAUUCAUGUGGAUCAGUCAGAGCUCCUGUGCAAGAAAGGAUGUGGUUACUACGGCAACCCUGCUUGGCAGGGUUUCUGUUCCAAAUGCUGGAGGGAGGAGUACCACAAAGCCAGGCAGAAGCAGAUUCAGGAGGAUUGGGAACUGGCGGAGCGACUACAGCGAGAGGAGGAAGAGGCCUUUGCCAGCAGUCAGAGCAGCCAAGGGGCCCAGUCCCUCACAUUUUCCAAGUUUGAAGAAAAGAAAACCAAUGAGAAGACCCGGAAGGUCACCACCGUGAAGAGGUUCUUCAGUGCUUCCUCCAGGGUUGGAUCAAAGAAGGCAGAAAUUCAGGAAGCAAAAGCUCCCAGUCCUUCCAUAAACCGGCAGACCAGCAUUGAAACGGAUAGAGUGUCUAAAGAGUUCAUAGAAUUUCUCAAGACCUUCCACAAGACAGGCCAAGAAGUCUAUAAGCAAACCAAGCUGUUUUUGGAAGCAAUGCAUUACAAAAGGGAUUUAAGCAUUGAAGAACAAUCAGAAUGUACUCAGGAUUUUUACCAGAAUGUGGCUGAAAGGAUGCAGACUCGUGGAAAAGUGCCUCCAGAGAAAGUUGAGAAAAUAAUGGAUCAUAUUGAGAAAUAUAUCAUGACUCGCCUCUAUAAGCAUGUGUUCUGUCCAGAAACUACUGAUGACGAGAAGAAAGAUCUCACUAUUCAAAAGAGGAUCAGAGCCCUGCACUGGGUUACACCUCAGAUGCUUUGUGUCCCUGUUAAUGAAGAAAUUCCAGAAGUGUCUGAUAUGGUGGUGAAAGCGAUUACAGACAUUAUCGAGAUGGAUUCAAAGCGCGUGCCCAGGGACAAGCUGGCCUGCGUCACCAGGUGCAGCAAGCACGUCUUCAGCGCCAUCAAGGUCACCAAAAAUGAGCCAGCCUCAGCCGACGACUUCUUACCCACUCUCAUCUACAUCGUCCUGAAGGGCAACCCCCCACGCCUGCAGUCUAACAUCCAGUAUGUCACUCGCUUCUGUAACCCCAGCCGGCUGAUGACUGGAGAGGAUGGCUACUAUUUCACCAACCUGUGCUGUGCCGUGGCUUUCAUUGAGAAGUUAGACGCUCAGUCUUUGAAUUUAAGUCAGGAAGAUUUUGAUCGAUACAUGUCUGGCCAGACUUCUCCCAGGAAGCAAGAAUCUGAGAAUUGGUCUCCUGAUGCUUGUUUAGGUGUUAGGCAGAUGUAUAAGAACUUGGAUCUCCUGUCUCAAUUGAAUGAGCGACAGGAAAGGAUUAUGAGUGAAGCCAAGAAACUUGAAAAAGACCUAAUUGAUUGGACGGAUGGAAUUGCAAAAGAGGUUCAAGACAUUGUUGAGAAAUGUCCACUUGAAAUUAAGCCCCCAAAUCAGUCUUUAGCAGCUAUUGACUCUGAAAAUGUUGAAAAUGAUAAACUUCCUCCACCAUUGCAACCUCAGGUUUAUGCAGGAUGAGAAAAAUGUAUAUGGAUAAUAUUUAUUUGAGCCUAAAUUGUAACUAGCUCUUACCACAGUCCACUCAUUGGAUCUAGAAUAUAACUUAAUUGCUUAUAAAUGUCAGCAUUUUUAAAGGUACAGUUUGUGGGGAUUGUUUUUGUUUUGGUUUGGUUUGGUUUUUUCCUGGCAGGGGAAGCUUAAUAAAAUUGGGUUGUCGGAAAAGUCAUGACGUAUUUUUUCUAUGUUUUUCAUUGCAAAAAUGCGUCAUGACUUUUCCAACAAUCCAAUAAUAAAGCACUAUUUAUUUUAGUUACUGGAAUAGAUUCAUUUAAGGCAUGUGUGAAAAUUUUGUCUAAAUCUAUUUUUCUCCAUGAUUUUCCCAUGUGCUUCCUUUGUGGCAUUCAAGGUGGUUUGGAUUUGGGUAAAUAAUUGCCUCUUAGAGGAUAAACAAAUGAAUGCUACAAGAUGUAUGUUUAAAGGAAUUCAAUGGUACCACUAUUCUACAGUUUGAAAUAAUUUUAUAAUUGUAAAGAUAGAAGAUAUAUUGAUAAGUAUGUAAAAUUGUAAAUAUAUAAAAAAAGGAAUGGUGUGUGCUGUGCAUGGCCUUUCAUGUCUUUUUAGUUUAAAAUAGUGUGUUGAGUGUUGCCUUGAACCCCAUUUUAUUUGGUUUUCCCCACUAACAUGAAUCUAGAAGUAUUUAGACACACUCCCCUUAACAUAUGGACUCCAUCUUCAACAGUAUGGUAACCCUAACUGUGAGGUCCUGUGUAGUCAGAGACUAUGACGUCACUGAGGUUCAGGGUAAUUUGAAGUCCUAAAAGCCACUGUGCAGUAUAGUCAGUUGAAGACUUUGAACAUGCUUCUCGUCCGUCUUUAUUCACUUGGCAGAUAUUUAUUGAGCUCUUGGAUGUAAAUAAAGGAGAGCUUGCUCUGGGUCACAGGACAGAGGAGAAGGGGCUCUGCUGCUGAGAGCUGAUCGGGAACCUCAGAGCUAUGCGGUGCAGGGCUCCUUUGCCUCUAGAGUGUACGUUUUGCGUUGUGGACAACCCAGACACAUGCCAUGUGAACCUGCCAGGGUUUCUCAGCCUCAGCACUGCUGACAUUUGGGGCUGAGGGCUUUCUGGUGAGAGGCUGUCCUGUGCACUGUUGGAUGCUAGCAGCACCCCUGCCUCUGGACCCACUAGAUGCCAGGAGCACUCCCCAUGGUUGUAAAGAAUCGUCUUCAGACAUUGCCAGAUGUUUCCAGGGUGGGGGGCAAAAUCGCCCCCAGUUAAGAACCACCAAUCUAUUCUGUAAGCAGGGGAGUUGUCCUGGUGGUUAAUAUGAUGUAACCAAAGAACAUUGCAGUAAGUGCUCAGGAUAAUGUUAGCUGACAUCUCAUUCAGUGAAGCCUUGCAGCCACGGUCAGUGUGGGCCCUUUUCUAACCAAGAUAUGCAUCUGUGGUCCUCCUCCCCUCAGUGACCCCUGCAGGUUAUCAGUGUACCUGUGAACUUGUGACUCAUCCCCAGGGCACCGUUCUUGAACAAGUUCACACAAGCAGUAAAAAAGGUUUUUUUGCUUUCCUAAUAUCUUGUUAAUAAUGUACCACAAAUUUGUAGUGCAGUAAUUUUGGAAUAAAACUAGGGUAAGUAUAAAACUUUAUAUUUUACUUAAAUUUACAUAUAAACUAUGAAGCUGACACAUCCAUUGUCAUAAGCACUGAAGACAUGAAGCAUUUCACUGAGUCAGCUGAUCACCAAGCUCGUGUGGAGUGGAAUUGAAUACCAGUAAGAAUUUACUUUUAGAAGCCUGGGCCCAAAUGAUUUUCACAGAAAGCUCCCCCCAACCUGCUUUCUUUUCUAUGUACUUUCUAGGUGCUAAUCCAGGCAUAUAUACUCUUAAUUCUCCUGGAACUAUAUAGUUCUUUUAGUCAUUGUACAUUAUGUUUGUUAAAUAAAAUAUGCAUAUCAGCCUCCCGCUAAA